Molecule: messenger RNA, 8427 nt
Organism: Stegostoma tigrinum
Lineage: Eukaryota; Metazoa; Chordata; Chondrichthyes; Orectolobiformes; Stegostomatidae
Gene: srgap2
Product: SLIT-ROBO Rho GTPase activating protein 2
Exons: 22
Coding region: 1407-4634 (1075 amino acids)
Biological process (GO): signal transduction; negative regulation of cell migration
Cellular component (GO): cytoplasm
Molecular function (GO): protein binding
Source: RefSeq, a predicted model, not a curated record
UCUGAGUGAGAGAAGGGGGCGCCUCUUGUCUAAUAGCAGCAGCUUCUCGUUCACGCAAUUGGAAUGAGCAGGAACACCCUACAACUGCCAACCUGUGCGGGCAGAGGAGAGGGCAAGGAGGCUGUGAAAAGGGCUGAGUGCAACCCGAACAAGAGCAGAAACAAAACACAGCCAAUAAAGUUUGAAAGAGUUCCUCCACUUGGACAAAAGGGAAUGUCAGUUUGGGGGGGAAAUUGCAGGGAGCGGAAACUGUUGCUGAGAGUUUGAACCUGAAAUGAAUUCGAAGGAACGAUUUCAAGGAGAAAGUUGCGCCUAAAGAAGAAACCGCUUCUGUGCAAGUUUUAACCUCAAACUUUUUGUGUGAUUUUGGACUUUUACAUUUCUUUCGACCACGGACGAUCUCUCUCUCUGCACUGAACCGAACCCACAAGUGAGGGCGGUUGGAAGUCGCUUCGAGAGAGUUAGUUGAUCGCCUUUGGGGAGGGGUGAAGGAAGCUGCCCGGUUCUGGGGGCUUACCCCCACCCUGAGCCUCGCUCCAUUUCCCAGGGAUAGCUUCAGGCUGGGGGUAAUUCCUACCAAAAACCCCUCCCUCGCCCCCGCUGUCCCCACCCCCCAUCAGCUCGGCCUCUCUGGAGGGAACUGGGAAAACUCUUCUUGCUGCUUCCAACAUCAUCUUGCUCUGCACUGAGUUUGUGUUCGAAUUUAAACCCCGGUCUUAAUCACUGCCAGAUCUGAUCGCCUGAGAGCAAAGUCCGGCCAUUUCUCUCUCACACUCACACUGUCUUUCACUCAUACACAAACAUUGUCUUACACACACACACGUUCUACCUCGCUCACUCUUUCUCUCUCCGCCCCCCGCCCCUCUCCUACUGUCCCUUCCUCCCUCUCUCUCUCACUAUCCCUCCCCCUCUCCGUCUCACUGUCCCUCCCCCUCUCUCACACGAGCGGAUAUUUGGAUGAAUGGAGGACGCGUUUUGAAAUGGCCUGUGUACUGGAAUUCCGAGGCGACAAAGGAUCACUACCCUACAUUCUCGCACACUCCCUGCCCUCUUUCCCCCUGAUAACCACCGUCUGAGAGUGAACCCACCCGAUUCCCUCCCUAUCUCCUUCCUUCCCUCCUGGUUUAGAGGAGCCGAGCUGCUGUGACGGUGUCUGGCUGCAGUCAGUGCAAUUUCCUCUCUCGGUCCUGUCUCUGGGAUUCCGUUUGAAAUUCCCCACCCUCCUCAAAUCUGGUCCGUUUUGGUGGGGCUUUGCUGCCAGGAGUUGGGGUUAGGAGCCCAGCCUUUCCCAUGGACUGACUGACAGUCUCCCCGCCUUUCUCUCAGCCAGCAGCUACACAACAGCAUCUGAUUCCCCGCAUCUGCAAGAAUUCUUCAUCGUGGGAAGGGAAAGCAGUUUCUAAACGAUGACAUCGCCAGCUAAAUUCAAGAAGGACAAAGAGAUCAUUACUGAGUAUGACACUCAGGUUAAGGAAAUCCGAGCUCAGCUCCUGGAACAGCUGAAAUGUCUGGACCAGCAGUCAGAGGCCAGGGUGCAGCUCCUCCAGGAUCUGCAGGACUUCUUCCGGAAAAAAUCCGAGAUCGAGAUGGACUACUCGAAGAACCUGGAAAAGCUGGCUGAACGUUUCAUGGCCAAAACCAGGAGCGCCAAGGACCACCUGCAGUUCAAGAAGGACCAGAACAUUCUGUCUCCAGUGAACUGUUGGUAUUUGCUGCUGAACCAGGUGCGGAGGGAGAGCAAGGAUCACACCACACUGAGCGAUAUCUAUCUCAAUAACAUCAUCCCACGCUUCGCUCAAGUCAGUGAUGACUCCGUCCGCCUCUUUAAGAAGAGUAAAGAGAUCGGUGGACAGCUACAUGAAGAUCUGAUGAAAGUUUUGAAUGAGUUGUACACGGUUAUGAAGACCUACCAUAUGUACAAUGCUGACUGUAUUAGUGCGGAGGGCAAGCUGAAGGAGGCUGAGAAACAGGAAGAAAAACAGAUUGGCCGCUCAGUGAAGCAGGAUGACCGGAUGCUCGGCCGUUCCCCAGACCCGGCAGCAAAUGUACGAUUCGAGGAGAAACACCAGAGACGGAGCUCAGUCCGAAAGAUUGAGAAAAUGAAGGAGAAGCGUCAGGCAAAAUACACAGAGAACAAACUCAAGGCUAUCAAGGCAAGAAAUGAGUAUAUUCUGGCACUGGAAGCUACCAACAGCUCUGUCUUCAAGUAUUACAUCCACGAUCUGAACGACCUACUUGAUUGCUGUGACCUCGGCUACCAUGCCAGUCUGAACAGGGCAAUGAGGACAUUUCUGUCAGCAGAGAUUAAUGUUGAGCAGUCGAAGCACGAAGGGCUAGAAAUCAUUGAAAAUGCAAUUGACAAUCUGGACGCGACCAACGACAAACAGCGGCUUAUGGAGUUGUACCACACCGUAUUCUGUCUGCCACCAAAAUUUGAUUUCCAGGCACACAUGGGGGAUGGGGUCUCACAUCUGUGUGCCCAGCAGCCCGUUCAAGGGGAACUGCUUUUACGAUGCCAGCAACUGCAGUCCAGGUUGGCCACUCUGAAGAUUGAGAAUGAGGAGGUAAAGAAGACCAUGGAGGCUACACUACAGACAAUCCAGGACAUGGUCACGGUUGAAGACUUUGAUGUGGCUGACUGCUUCCAGUACACAAACUCCACCGAAUCUGUCAAAUCCACCCUUUCAGAAACAUUCAUGAGUAAGCCGAGUAUUGCCAAGAGACGAGCCAAUCAACAGGAAACUGAGCAAUUCUACUUCACGAAACUGAAAGAAUAUUUUGAAGGCAGAAACCUGAUCACCAAACUACAGGCGAAACAUGACCUUCUACAGAAGAUACUAGGAGAAAGCCAGAAGGCAGAUUAUUCCCUUGCCAGUGGACGAUGGAAUUCCAGUGUGAGGAAACAGGAUGGCAAUCAGAUCAUUCCUCUUGUGGUGGAAAGCUGCAUCCGUUUCAUCAGCCGACAUGGGCUGCAGCACGAAGGAAUUUUCCGAGUGUCAGGAUCACAGAUUGAAGUGAAUGAUAUCAAAAAUGCCUUUGAGCGCGGUGAGGACCCCUUGGCGGGAGAUCAGAAUGACCAUGAUAUGGACUCGAUAGCAGGAGUGCUGAAGCUACACUUCAGAGGAUUGGCCAGCCCGCUCUUCCCCAAAGAGAUUUUCCACGACCUAAUUUCCUGUGUCACAAUUGAAAAUCUCACUGAACGAGCUCAGGAAAUCCGUAAAGUUCUCCUGUGUUUGCCAAAACCCACCAUCAUCAUGAUGCGUUACCUGUUUGCCUUCCUUAGUCACUUGUCGCAGUUCAGUGAGGAGAACAUGAUGGACCCAUAUAACCUGGCAAUCUGCUUUGGACCCACUCUGAUGUCAGUGCCCGAAGGCCAUGACCAAGUUUCUUGUCAGGCUCAUGUUAAUGAACUCAUCAAAUCUAUCAUCCUGCACCAUGACAGCAUCUUCCCUGGACCGAAGGAGCUGGAUGGGCCUGUGUAUGACAAGGGGGCCACAGCAGAGGAUUACUGUGAGAGCCCUCAUGGAGACCCUGCCUCGGCUGAAGAUGUUGUGCAAGAUGUUGGAACAGAACCUCAUACAAGUGAAGACGAAGGUGAGCCGAUAGAAGCCAUUGCAAAGUUUGAUUACACUGGACGCACAGCUCGGGAGCUCUCCUUUAAGAAAGGCGCGAGCCUUCUGCUCUAUCACCGAGCUUCUGAGGAUUGGUGGGAGGGUCGGCAUAAUGGAAUAGACGGACUUGUCCCACAUCAAUACAUUGUGGUCCAGGACACUGACGACACAUUCUCUGACCAGUUGAGCCCAAAGGAUGAUGUUGAGCCGAGCAGUGCCCCUCCCCCAGUGGAACAGCCGCUGUGUAAAGGCAGCAUCAGUUCACCAACGGGACAUGUUGCUGAUAUCUACUUAGCGAACUUGAACAGGCAGAAGAAGAAGGCCGAGGCUAGCAGUGUGCGCCGCUCUUUCCGAUCCACUGAAGGACCUGGCGUUGCUGGCCAUGGGCUUGUGUCAGCUCCUACAGACAGAGAACCACAAACCUCAGCCAGUCCCCGGAGCUCUGCCCAGGUAACCCCAAACUGCAACAAAGAGACAGCGGAAAAACGGCCAGCGAUGGCGCAUGGGGGCCUGAACGCGGUUACCCGUCGACCCUCAGCCAAUAGGGUCGACAGCCCACAGGUCCGCAAGGCGAUGGCAGCAGGAAGGUCCAAGAGCUUCAGCAACCAUAAACCCCUGGAUCCGGAGUCAAUCGCCCAGGAUAUAGAGGCCACAAUGAAUUCAGCCCUUAACGAGCUCCGGGAAUUGGAGCGUCAGAGCACAGUGAAACAUGCCCCUGACGUGGUCCUAGACACCCUGGAACCCAUGAAGACGUCUCCAUCAGUGGCUCCGACGUCUGAACCUUCCAGCCCCCUACAUUCCCGCAUCGUGAAGGACUCUGAGUCCUCUCUGCAGAGGAGUGCAAGUUCCUCCGGGGAUAUGCCAUGCACCUUCAGGCCAGUGAAGUCUGUGAAAAUAGCAGCCCAGGUGAAGCCUCCCGCACUGAGGCCCAAACCUGUCGUCUUUCCAAAAACCAACCCAAACACCCCCAGCCUCGGCUCACCGACCACACAGCAACCGACAGACAAGUCCUGCACUGUGUGAAAGCGUCGGCGUAGACACACAGAUGAUUGAAAGAGUUGCGGUUUGUUUGUGAACAAAGAAAAGGGGGACGAAACUGGCAUCUUCAAUCAACGUUGAGCUGGAGAAGUGAUCGUGGCUUUGUGAUUGGAGUUUGGCAGCAUGCUCCAUCCAGAAUGCCAUUCCGUUCUAACUUGUUGUGAACUCUAGAUCUUCCUUCCAUUUCACACGAUGCAUUAAACCAGCAAAGGCCAACUUUUGCUUCAACGUAAUAUUUCUGUCUUCACAGUGAAACUAGGAACAAACCUAACACAGACAUCAUUCAGUCCUUCAAACCAAAUAAAUCUUUGAGUUGAUGUGUGCUCCAUCGGUCUCUCCAAUGUUCUCAAAUCCAUAGCUUCCCAAACUUUUGCCCAUGUAUCUACUGGAUUCAACACUCAUCCUGUGCCAUCGUGUUUGGUUAUUGAAGGAAAAGCAAAACAGCAACAAAAUCAUUUGUUGCCAUGAAGAGCAACAGUUUUAUUGUUUUGGUUAAAUCCUCAUGACUGCUACGGUGACACGGGUAUUUUGGGGCCAUUGGUUUGGCUCAAAAACUCACCACCAAAAAGUCACAUCCCUCAACAUGGUAUGUGCGAAAGCACCAGUUCUUAAAAGAAGAGAAAUUGGAAUCCAGGACUGGCUGUGUCCUCCUUAGCGUUUAAUGUUAUUUUUUUGAAGGCUGAGUACAUUUAUAGAAUGAAACAAAUAACAAGGCUCACCCUUUCAUGUGUCUUGGGAGCCAGGCCUUGUUAGCAGUUUCAGAGUUUAGCACAAAGCAGUUCCAAUUGCUGCAAUUAAUUUUGAAGUUUUUUUUAACGGACUUUUAUUGUGAACAGUUCAUUGUAAAUGGUGAGUUAUAUUUUGAAAGAUUCAUGGUGUUGAAAACUGGAAAUGUUUUGUAGGUUAGCUGAAAAAAAGCUAUUUUUAAGGGAGUUGUUCUUGAACACCCUUGGAUGCUGUACUGUAAAAGGACCACAGCAUAAUCAACAAACUGGCUUUUUAUUCCUGAAAUCUCUCAUUCAUUUAUUUGUGAUCUUAGAAAUGUUUAAAUUAAUUUUGAUUCUUAGUAAUUCCUUUUAUUUUGUCAAUGAAAUGUCCAGCCUGUUGACAAUAUUUUUGUGCUCAGUGUUUGACUAAAGUCUGAGAGAGUGAAUGAUGAUAUCUUUUAAGUCUGAGUGUGGAGAAUCAUUAAAACUGUCAGAAUGGCAGGGAGAUUCAUGGCAUGGCCCAGUGUUAGCCUCUUUCCCUCUGUGCUGAGGUGUCUGAUCUCAGGAAUUGCGGUUGAGCUGACUGCUUCUGGGUUAGGAGAGAGAAGCAAGCCUUAAGCCACUCUUAUUCCUCAGUAAAUGAGUAACCUCUCUCUCAGCCAUCUGUCCCAGUAGAAAUGCAGUGAUAUUCCCCUGAGUAAGUGCAGGACUGGGACUGUCCCAUGGUAGGAAGACAUUGGAACAUGCUCUAUCCAGGUGCCUGUUCCAUGAAAGGAGCAGGGAACACGUGGGACUCCAUCCCCUGACACCUGUCCGAGAUUUCCCUGCAGCUGCUGACCACAGUGAGAAACCCAAGGAAGCAGGCAGCUCCUUCUAGAAACUGGGACCUCACUCCAUCCACAGAUGGGAAUAAGAAGCACUUAACAAACCUCCUGGAACCUAACCCCUGCCCUGCCCAACUGCCCCACAAUGUACAGUGUUCGUUGUGGAGUACAGUGAGAAACUUCCCAGAAUAUUCCAAGGUGUUUAACAAAUGUCGGAAAGGAACUUAAUCAAUUAUUGGCUCCCUCCCACAACUCAACCCACUCAAUGAAAUGUUACAAUAAAUAAAACAAUCCUUUUACUUAACCAAUGGGAGAAUUUGUUGUAGCUGCUUGAUUUCAGAAUCUGGCUUCACCAGUGCCCAGUAACGGAGAUGCAGAAUUGACAGCUUUCAUUGAAAGAAACUGAAUACUGAGUCAGCCAUGUGUGUGGGGACAAUAAUGGAUCUUCACAGACUCCCCCUUACCCUCAAUUGGCCCAUCAUAGCCCCUCUAACCCUCUUCUCACCUUCUAUAGAUACUCCAUUCUCUGGUCUGCUAAAAAUACCCCCAACUGCCUUGAUCAGCUCCAGCUACCCUCUCCUUUGAACUGCCUCUGAUACCUGCACUGCUCUAAGUCAGCCCUCCAACUCCCUCUGCAGUGAGGGUAUUUAUAUCCCGAUUCUAAAUCUUGUGGGCUGCUGAUUCCCACAUGAUCCUGGGGUAGAGGGGGUAGGGGCUGAAGGGCAGGACUGGGAUUAGAGGCGGUGACAUUGAGGGUAAUUAUUGUUGCGUUGUGGGGAUUAGUCAGUGGGAGGAGUCAGGCGUUCACAGACAAUUCACGGCUUACAGGGGAACUGAUCAAAUCCAUUGUUAUUGACAAAAACCAAAACUGUAGAUAACAAGGUGUGGAGCUGGAUGAACACAACAGGCCAAGCAGCAUCUUAGGAGCACAAAAGCUGACAUUUCGGGCCUCAACCCUUCAUCAGAAAAGGGGAUUGGGGAGAGGAUUCUGAAAUAAAUAGGGAGAGAGGGGGAGGCGGACUGAAGAUGGAUAGAGGAUUCUCCAGCAUCUGCAGUUCCCAUUAUCUCUGAUCACAAUUUUAACCUCACUGCGAAGCCUCUUCCAGGGAUGCCUAACCUGAAGAAGUUACCCUCCUCCUUCUGGAUCAACCUCAGGGGAUCUCUCUCCCACACUCCCCUAUCCCACUUCAGUCACUGUACCCAGAAUGUUAACUCCCAUUUCUCUUCAUAGAUGCUGCCAGACCUGCUGAGCUUUUCCAGCAAUUUCUGUUUUUGUUCCAUUGAGAUCGAUCUUUGGCCACAGGGUCAAGGCUCAGAGAGGUUCGAGCAGCAUGGAGUGGAAUUGGUUUUGGAGUGUUGAUGCUGAGGGAUCACUCACACCUUCACAAACCAGGAAGUUAAAAGAUUCAAUAUUGCAAAGUGAUAUGAGAAAACCCUCAUUUCAAAUCCCUGUCCUUUGAAUGACCCACGCCUGAUCUGACAAUGAGGGUGAGGUGGGUAUAGUGAGUGUGGGGACAAUAGGCUUUUCUCCUGUUAGACACUAACACCAGCCACCCUCUCUCAGCUCCUCCGUCAGUCCCUCAGGCCAACUUAGUAUCAACCGUGGGCUUGGUCAUUAGCUACCUAGAUCAACAGUGGGGGCGGGGUGAUCCUCAAUCCUGGCAGGCUAAACCCCUGUUAGAUACCCCUGUUCCCAAUUGGUACCGACAUAUCCAUCAACAGGUCCUGAUCCCUUCAAACUCAGAAACCGCCCUGAUUAGGUUGGCCCUAUGGAUCAAAGUACCAUGCAGUUAGGCUUCAUUUUCUAUACAAAUCAGGCUGAACCCAGCACUGAUCAUUUUACACUGACUCCUAGUGGACAGUGUGGAGGUGAAAUGUGAUGCUUCCUACAGUGGGACAGUGUGUAGCCACGCACAUGAGACACUGCCUUAGGCUAGAUCCCAGAUUGGUCAUUGUCACAAAGCCAGUAGCUUCAGGGAGAAGUGGGAGCACUGUCUGGUCAAGUUCCUCGUGACUCCCUAUCAUUCAGUAUCAGGAAUCUGGUUCACUAAUGGCUGGGAGAGUUCCUACCCAAUGGUGUUGAUGUGUUCAGACCACUGCAUAAAUAAGGCUGUAAUAAUUAAUUGUAUGGAGUAUUUGUGUAUAUGUAACUACACAGUGACUGUAAGGUACAGCAUUUUCUGGUACAGUAUUGUGCAGAAUAUUAGAUAUUAGUGUCAAAACAAUAAAUCUCAUUUAGUCUCCAAA